AGCGCCUCGGAGGAGGCGAAGCUGCUGUCGCUGGAGCUGGGGCUGAGCGGCAGCGAUGGCGAGUCCCCGGGCAGCGCCCCGCCGCCGCCGCCCUCGGCCGGAGAGGCGUCGCCGCUGCCCGAGGAGCCCUCGGCCGCCUCCGUGGCCAGCAGCCGCCUGCAGCUCAGCACCUCGCUCGCCUUCUCCGACCUCACCGAGGAGAUGCUGGACGCCGGCACCGACGGGCUGCUCCGCGAGCUGGAGGACUUGCGCUCCGAGAACGACUAUCUCAAGGAUGAGAUCGAGGAGCUGCGCGCCGAGAUGCUGGAGAUGCGGGAUGUCUACAUGGAGGAGGACGUGUACCAGCUGCAGGAGCUGAGGCAGCAGCUGGACCAGGCCAGCAAGACGUGCCGCAUCCUGCAGUACCGGCUGCGCAAGGCCGAGCGCCGCAGCCUGCGCGUGGCACAGACCGGCCAGGUGGACGGAGAGCUCAUCCACAGCCUCGAGCAGGACGUCAAGGUGGCCAAGGACGUCUCAGUGAGGCUCCACAAUGAGCUGGAAGUGGUGGAGAAGAAGAGGAUCCGGCUGGAGGAGGAGAACGAGGAGCUGCGCCAGCGGCUCAUCGAGACAGAGCUGGCCAAGCAGGUGGUGCAGAACGAGAUGGACAAGCUCAGAGAGAACUCCCUGAAGAAGCGGAGCUCUCGCUCCUUGGGCAAGACUGAGAAGAAGCCAUCAGUGCAGGAGGACAGCGCAGACCUGAAGUGCCAGCUGCAUUUUGCCAAGGAGGAAUCAGCCCUGAUGUGCAAGAAGCUGACCAAGCUGGCCAAGGAGAACGACGGCAUGAAGGAGGAGCUGCUGAAGUACAGGUCCCUCUAUGGUGACCUGGACAGCUCCCUGUCCGUGGAGGAGCUGGCUGACUCCCCCCAUUCCCGCGAGGCCGAGCUGAAGGUCCACCUCAAGCUGGUGGAGGAGGAAGCCAACAUCCUGAGCAGGAGGAUAGUGGAGCUGGAGGUGGAGAACCGCGGGCUGCGGGCGGAGAUGGACGACAUGAAGGGCCAGGGGGACAGGGAGCUGCCGGGGCAGGACGCGCGGUUCCUGGCGGGCGUCUCCGGGGACGCGGGGGACACGGUGGCCGAGCUGCGGCGGCACCUGCAGUUCGUGGAGGAGGAGGCCGAGCUGCUGAGGCGCUCGCUGCUGGAGCUGGAGGACCAGAACAAGCUGCUCCUGAGCGAGCUGAGCAAGUACAAGUCGGAGCACGAGCUGGACGUGACGCUGUCGGAGGACAGCUGCUCGGUGGUCAGCGAGCCCUCGCAGGAGGAGCUGGCCACGGCCAAGGUGCAGAUCAGCGAGCUCAGCGGCAAGGUGAAGAAGCUGCAGUACGAGAACAGGGUGCUGCUCUCCAACCUGCAGCGCUGCGACCUGGCCUCCUGCCAGAGCACCCGGCCCAUGCUGGAGACCGAUGCCGAGGCCGGCGACUCGGCGCAGUGCGUGCCCACCGCCGGCUGGAGGGACGGUGUGGGCAGCGGCGAGGCUGACGGGCAGGACAGGGGGCUGGGCACCGGGAAGGUGCCCGAUGGCCCUGCCAAACUGCUCAAGCCCAAGGACCUGGAGACCUUGCUGGGCAUCCGGGACCAGGCGACGCUGGUCAGUAAAGCGAUCGACGUGUUGAUUUCGGAUGCCAACGGGUUCACGGCGGGGCUGAAGGCGUGCUUGGACAAUGAGUGUGCGGGGGUGCUGCUGGGCGAGGCGGUGGGCAGCGGUGGUGACAGCCCCAGCGAUGCCAAGCUGAUGAACGUGCUGCUGAUGAGGCUGGGCGUGCUCCAGCAGGACCUGGGCUGCUUCGUGAGGAAGGUGGACCACCUCACCGGUGGCUUCAAGGAGCACACGGACUCGUUCCCCUUCUCCAGCCCCAGCAGCCACGAUGUCACCAAAGAGCAUGUCUCUGACUUCCAGCAGCCUGAUUUUAGGGACGCCGACCCUUUCCGCAUCCCCCACGCCAAGGACACGGACCCCACCCACGCCCGGAGCUACAAACCCUGCCGGGCUGAGGAGAACGACUCCUACGCCACCGAGAUGAAGGAGCUGCAGCUGGUGCUGUCCGAGGCCAACGAGAGCCUGCGGGGGCUGCAGGAGCAGCUCUCACAGGAGAGGCAGCUGAGGAAGGACGAGGUGGACAACUUCUCACAGAAGAUCUGCCAGCUGAAGGAGGACCACCAGAAAGCACUGCUGCGGCGGGAGUUUGAGCUGCAGAGCCUCAACCUGCAGAGGCGGCUGGAGCAGAAGUUCUGGAGCCAGGAGAAGAACCUGCUGGUGCAGGAGUCCCAGCAGUUCAGGCAGAGCUUCCUCCUGCUCUUCAUGAAGCUCAAGUGGUUCCUCAAGCGCUGGCGCCAGGGCAAGGUGGUGCACAAUGAGGGCGAGGACUUUCUGGAGGUGAACAGCAUGAAGGAGCUGUACCUGCUGCUGGAAGAGGAGGAGCUAGCCCCACAGCAACAGGCAGACAACAAGAUGUGUGCUGGGGACACCUGGACUCCCAACACGCCCAACGAGUGCAUCAAGACUCUGGCAGACAUGAAGGUGACCCUGAAGGAGCUGUGCACGGAGCUGCGGGAGGAGCGGCGCGGUGCCAGCGAGCUGCAGCAGCAGUUCACCAAGGCCAAGGCUGCCUGGGAGAUGGAGCGUGCUGAGCUCAAGUGCCACAUCGCCCAGCUGGAGUCAAAGGCAGGCAAAGGGAUCGCAGAGCGUGCACUGCCAGACUGGAAGGUGGCACUGAAGCGGGAGCGUGAGGAGCACCAGCAUCUCCUGGCUGAGUCCUACAGCGCUGUCAUGGACCUCACCAAGCAGCUGCAGAUCAGCGAGAAGAACUGGAACCAGGAGAAGGUGGAGCUGCUGGCUCGCUUCAAGGAGGAGCAGCAGCAGGCAGAGCAGCAAGCCAAGGACCUGCAGAACAAACUCAACCAGUUGCAGAAAGGAUCCAAUCCAUGGGCAUUGAAGCACUCUGAAAUGGAGAAGCACGGCAGCAACUGGAAAGAGGUUCUCAAUGAGAAAAUCACAGACAAGGAGACAAUCUCUGAAGCAGAAGCCAAGGGAACCAACCUCAAAAGGACCAAGUCUGUUUCCUCCAUGUCAGAGUUUGAAAGCUUGCUCGACUGUUCACCCUACCUCUCUGGAAAGACCAUGCCAGGGCUGGGUGACCAUGCCCGGUGCAAAAAGUCAUCCUCAACCACCCAGAUGCUGCCCAACGGGAUCCGGGACAGCGCCAGCCUCCCUCCCUCCAACUGUACAUAUGUGAAUAUCGAACAACCUGUCCCCGACAGCCUGGCCAAGGAGAAGCUGGGCAUCUCCUCCUGGGACUACUCACGGGCAAGCAGCCUCUCUGGGCACGACCCAGCUCAGAAACAAAUCCAGAGGAGCUACACGGCCCCCGACAAGACAGGGAUCCGCAUCUACUACAGCCCGCCGGUGGUGCGGCGGCUGGAGGCGCCGCUGGUGCACAACAAGGAGGGCAAGAUCAUGAUCGAGCCCGGGUUCCUGUUCACCAUGGCCAAGCCCAAGGAGCCGGAGGAGUCGGCCAGCGCCGAGGGCACCUACAGCCAGUGGCUGUGCAACUUCUCCAAGCAGCAGCAGGAGCUGCUGGAUGGUGGCACGGGGGAGAGCGCCGUGCCGCCGGUGCCGCGUUUCCCCUCUUCGCUGCACGACCUGGAGAUCUCUGGCAACAUGAGCGACGACAUGAAGGAGAUCACCAACUGCGUGCGCCAGGCCAUCCGCUCCAGCUCGCUCGAGAGGAAGGUGAAAAGCACCUCCAGCCAGACCGUGGGGCUGGCCCACGUGGGCACACAGACCAUCCAGACGGUGAGCGUGGGCCUGCAGACCGACCUGCCCCGCGGCGCUGGCAUGCACGGCAAGAGCUGGUCCCCGCGCAGCUCCUCGCUCGUGUCCGUGCGCAGCAAGCAGAUCUCCUCCUCCCUGGAUAAGGUCCACUCCAGGAUCGAGCGGCCGUGCUGCUCCCCAAAAUACGGCUCUCCAAAGCUCCAGAGGAGGUCUUCCUCCAAGCUGGACGCCUCCAAGGACAGGAGCCUGUGGAACUUGCACCAGAGCAAGCAGAACGGCUCUGCCUGGGCCCGCUCCACCACCACCCGCGACAGCCCCGUCCUCAGCAACAUCAACGAUGGCCUGUCCAGCCUGUUCAGCGUGGUGGAGCACGCGGGCAGCACCGAGUCCAUCUGGAAGCCGGGCUGCCCUGAGAGCAGCCGGGCCAAGCCCGAAGCACCCAAGUACGGCCUCGUGCAGGAGUUCUUCAGGAACGUCUGCGGGCGGGCACAGAGCCCCACUGCCCCCCAGGAGAAGAAGGAGGCGACCGGGGAAGAGAGCAAGAGAGCUGAGCACCCCAGCCCCACCACCCACCACGAAAACAUCUCCCGUGUCUUGAACAAGAAGGUCCUCAAGCAGGGCAGCUGCGAGGACCCCAAGCCCUCGUCCCCUGGCCAGGGCAGUAAGGACGCAGCCCUGCGGGACCCCGACCUCAUCUCGGCCCUAGCCAGCGAGGACACGGCGUGUGACUGCAGCUCCCAGUCCCUCACCUCGUGCUUUGCCCGGCCGUCCCGCUCCGUGGUCCGCCACUCCCCCUCCAAGUGCAAACUGCACCCCGCGGAGCCCCCCAGGGCGGAGGAGAAGCCGGGGGCCUCGAGUGAGUGAGGACGGGGGGCCGGGGGACGCAGCGUGCCUGCCAUCCACUGUCCUGCCGGAAGAGCGCCCGCGCUGAGCCCGCGGGGCCCCUCGCGGAGGCGGCGCGGGCUCAUCUGUCUCCUAAACGUCCCCUCGGCCCCGGGGACGCUUACGAAGCAGAUGUGGAGCCAGAGGUAGCCCCGGGGUGCGGGGACACCCUGGCAGGGUGGCUGCAUCACCUCCUGCCUGUGCAGAGACGGCACGGGGGCAUCCUGGCUGGUGCCACCGCGCCGGGAGUGUCAGCGAGACCCUGCUGUGCCGAGGGCUGAGAAAGGGAGAGCAGCCAGGGGAGGCUGCUGCUGUCGAUAGGGAGGGCUGGGCCGCUGUAGGGGUGAUGCUGCAGCCACCCCGCGGAUGGAGGGUGCUGGUGCUGGCUGUGGCUGCAGCAUCCUGCCCAUCCCGGGCCCGUUGCCCGAUUGCUGUGCGGUUGCAUCAGCCGCGGGCUGAGCGUGCUUCCCCGGCAGGAAGGAGGAGGGAGGCUCCCUGUGCUCACCCGGGCUGGGCUGGCUGGGGGCCCUCCUCGGCCACCCUCCUGCUCUUGGGGUGCUGCUGAGGCCCUUGGCUGCUGGCAGGGGUCCGGGUGGUCCCCGGGCUCCUCCAGCUGCAGGUUGGGAUCGCUGGGUGCACAGCGUGGGGAGAGGUGGCCUGUGCUUCUGUGUGUGUGUGCACAUCCCCUGCUCCCAAGGGGUUGUGAUGCCCCUGCCUUGCACCCACCUCCCUGCUUGGGGCCACUUGCAGUUAUUUCUUCUCCAAGUGCUGAAUAUACAUAUUUCUCUUUUUUUUUUUUUUUUUUUUUUUUUUUUUUUUUUUUUUUUUUUUGUUUCUCCACUUCUGGCCCUGCCCAACUCCGGACAGCCUGCAAUGUAAAACCAAGUGCAUUUUAAAAAUACCGAAAUGAGCUACUUUGGAGAGGCACCAAUUGGAUUAAGAGAUUGUGGUUUGGGAGGCUGCAGCGUGGCCCAUGGUCUGCGCCGCACGUCCCUCUGUCACCACCAGAAAAAGCCUUACCCAGGGAGGGAGGGGGCAGCAGCCACAGCCCCCACAGCACUGCAGAGCUCCUGGGGCUGGGGGACUGCGACCCAGUCCCACUCAGAGCAGCCUUGGUGCCCCUGUGCAGCUCCAGGAGAGAACAGAGAUUUCUGAGGCAGCUGCCUGACCUAUUUUCCAGCCGCCUGCCAGGGGCCAGGCAGGGAUUCACCCAGAUGGAGCUGCCUGCAGGUGCCUGGGGCUCAACGCAUUGCUCUGGGGCUGUGUGCCUUGUUCUGGGGGCUCUGUGCACGGCUCCAAGGGCUCUGCAUUGCCCCAGGGGCUCCAUCCACUGCUCCCAGGGCUCUGCAUUGCUCUGGGGCUCUGCACAGUGCUCCAGGGGCUCUGUACGCUGUUCCAUGGGCUCUGUGCAUCGCUCUGGAGCUCUGUACACUGCUCCCAGGGCUCUGUGCAUAUCUCCAGGAGCUCUGUACACCACCCCAAGGGCUCUGUGGAUCGCUCUGGAGCUCUGUACACCGCUCCCAGGGCUCUGUGCAUCGCUCUGGAGCUCUGUACACCACCCCAAGGGCUCUGUGCAUUGCUCUGGAGCUCUGUACACCACCCCAAGGGCUCUGUGCAUUGCUCUGGAGCUCUGUACACCGCUCCCAGGGCUCUGUGCAUUGCUCUGGAGCUCUGUACACCACCCCAAGGGCUCUGUGGAUCGCUCUGGAGCUCUGUACACCGCUCCCAGGGCUCUGUGCAUUGCUCUGGAGCUCUGUACACUGCUCC
Molecule: messenger RNA, 6456 nt
Organism: Melospiza georgiana
Lineage: Eukaryota; Metazoa; Chordata; Aves; Passeriformes; Passerellidae
Gene: MTCL2
Product: suppressor of glucose, autophagy associated 1
Exons: 15
Coding region: 202-4671 (1489 amino acids)
Biological process (GO): insulin receptor signaling pathway; regulation of autophagy
Source: RefSeq, a predicted model, not a curated record